This is a messenger RNA of Cylicocyclus nassatus, 921 nucleotides long. The record is from the annotation of a GenBank genome assembly. NCBI's taxonomy places the organism in Eukaryota, Metazoa, Nematoda, Chromadorea, Rhabditida, Strongylidae.
AUGACUGCGGGACCGACAGCUGGCAGAGACGUUAAACUGGUCCCAAUCAUUCCAGAUGGAGGAUGGGGUUGGGUAGUAGUACUUGGAUCUUUUGCCGUACAUGUUAUAGCUGAUGGAUUUGUAUAUUCAUUCGGUGUACUCGUUGAUGUCCUUAUGAAGGAAUUCGAUUCGGACAACACUAUGGCUUCUUUCAUCAUAUCGCUGUUAACCGGUCUCACCUUAGGAUCUGGACCUUUAGCAUCUGCUAUUUGUAAUAAAUAUGGAUGCCGGACGACCACAAUCAUCGGCGCAGGCAUCGCUUUUGUAGGAUGUGCCGUAGCGUCAUUUGCCACAGCCAUGUGGCAUAUAGUUGCCUCUGUAGGAAUUGUAAUGGGUAUAGGCUUUGGUCUUAUGUACUGUCCAGCUAUCGUUAUAGUAACAAUGUACUUUGAAAAACGACGAUCUUUAGCAACUGGAAUCGCAGUCUCUGGUGCUGGAGUUGGCACAGUAUUAUUCUCACCGAUAAACGAUUUUAUUAUUAGUCAUUUUGGUUGGAGAGCGGUUUUCUACUCCUUUUUAGGAAUCCUUUCGAUCUGCGUCUUAGCCGGUGCGUCAUUCCGCCCUCUUCCAUUUAGAGAAGUUGAUGAUGAGGACGAGGUUGAGCGCAAACAAACCCCCAAGAAGCCCAAAGCAGGAAAAGCUGAAGAAAGCGCUUCAUUGCUCACAGAUGAAAAAAGCGCUAGCCCUCAUGAAAUUAUAAAACAAGCCAGAUCAUUGACAGAAAUCUCACCAGUCGAAGAUGGAGAUGUGAUGGCGCGUAAACGAUGUGAAACUGUAGGCGAAAGGGAAGUAGGAUAUUUGAACAAGAAAGAUGUCUUCUAUACCGGAUCAAUAACGAAUGUGGCCGAAUUCAAUGAAAAUCCGGACAAAUGCAGGUAUUAA